Messenger RNA from Lolium perenne, 1254 nucleotides. RefSeq names its product MEIOTIC F-BOX protein MOF-like. NCBI's taxonomy places the organism in Eukaryota, Viridiplantae, Streptophyta, Magnoliopsida, Poales, Poaceae. Gene Ontology annotation, molecular function: protein binding. The record is from RefSeq and is a predicted model, not a curated record.
AUGGAGCCGCCCACCAACCAGAUCAUCGGCGCCGCCGCAGAUGACCGUCUAAGCGACCUGCCCGACUGUCUCAUCCAAAGCAUCCUCUCCUUCCUCGAGUCCCGGCAGGUGGUCCGAUCAAGCUUGCUCUCGCGGAGGUGGAGGCAUCUCUGGCGCUCCGUGCCGUGCAUCGACAUGGACCUGACGGUGUUCCGCCACGGUGAUAUCUGUCGAGAUGGCAUGUGCUGCGAGGAAACAUGGGGAAGAAGGAAGGUAUGCAAGAAGGAGUGGCGGCCGUUCGUGGACUUCGGCAACAACUUAAUGCUGCUCAACAACUCCCGGUCCUUGGACAAGCUCCGAAUACAUGUCCCGCUGCUAGACACUUCAGAUACGGAGGCGAUCAAGCCCCUCUUGAGAUGGAUCACGACCGGCAUCCGGUGCAGCCCCGCAGCGAUCGACAUCCACAUUGACUCCUAUUGUAGAUGGGGGAACUGUUGCCUCCCUGAUUUGGGAUCCAGUUCAUCUCGCCUCACGAGAUUAUUCCUGCAUGGCGUGAGGUUGGACGCUGGAUUUGAAGAGCAGCUCCCCUCAGGGUACCCUGUGCUCGAAGAGUUGAGUCUCGUUAAGUGCCGACGCCACUUUAGCGAGAUUAUGAGCGUAAGCCUACGACACCUGACAAUUGAUGACUGUUCUGACUACACGCGACCUGCGCGGAAGGGAAUGGUGGUUACAGCUCCGAGGCUAACUUCCCUGCGUGUUUCUUUCUCAACUGUGUGUUGUUCAAAGGGCAUACGUGUCACGCACACGUCUUCCUUUGUCAAUCUGUCAAUAUGUGUGACUUCAUUCCGCGGGAUAAAUGAUGGCUUUCGCCACAAGCUAUGCGACCUAUUCAACGUAAUGCAUAUAGAGUUGUUUGGUGCCACGAUGAGGGAUGCAAUACAAUGGAUGGCGGAUACAUUACCAAAAUUCCGAAAUGUGAGAACCUUGUCAAUCGAUGGAUGCAAUCUCAAAACGAAAGCAAACAUUCAAGCAUUGGACAGCUUAUUUCUGCAAAACGUGCCUGGUUUGACAAAGCUUAAUUUGCAGGACUGUGAGGUCACUCAAAGAGGAUUGCAAAACGUGCCAGCUUUGACAACGCUUCAGAAUUGUGAGAGGACUGCCAAGACUAAGUGGCGACGUGUAGCUCUUGAAAAUCAGAAUCUUAUGCCUUUCAAGUGUGAUGAUCUGGAGGUGGUUCAAAUCAAGCACAGAAAAUAUGAAAACAUUGAUGAGUAA